UUUAGUCCCACAUCGAGAGGCAAUCCUCACCUUACAAGCCGGUUUUGUAAGAAUGAGUUAAGCCUCAAUAUUCAUGACGGUGCAUGUCUUUCUUUUUUUUUAUUACAAGAAAAAAAUGCACUUCGUUGUUGAAUUGGCUUUUAGUGGAGAAGUGUCGCAGAUCUUCUGUGACGAACUAACGCCUGAAAAUUGUUUGAAAUUCUAAAAGCAUUGGUACAAAUACAAGAGAAAUGAAUAUCAGUGCUCUAAAUUUAACAUAUAUUCGUUUUCUUUUACUUUAGUCGAUCACAUCAAAUUUUGAUUAUCUAGGUCUUAAAAGCAUUCCUGAACUUUUACUUAAAGGUAGCAUGACAUUGUCGUCAUGGUUUUGAACAUUUUUGUAAACCAUGCACUUAUACACCUUAAUAAUCGCCGCGAUCUCUAUCCAUUAUAUACAACUUCUAAUCAAGUACACGUAUGUAUGUCUUGUGAUGGUUUUCUGCAUAGGUAUGCAGUUGUGACAGGAGCAAACAAAGGAAUAGGAUUUGCAGUAUCCAAACAAUUGGCUUCUAAAGGGAUCACUGUUGUGCUUACUGCAAGAGAUGAAAACAAAGGUCUUGAAGCUGUUGAGAAAUUGAAACAGCUUUCUUUGCCUGGUCUUGUGCUUUUUCAUCAACUUGAUGUCACAGAUCUUGUUAGUAUAAGAUCAUUUGUAGAUUUUAUCCACAACCAAUUUGGAAAACUAGAUAUCUUGGUAAACAAUGCUGGAAUUUCUGGAGCACAUGUUGACGGUGAGGCUCUGGCUGAUGCUAAAACUGCGGCAAAUGGUGGCCAGAUUGAUUGGAGGAAAGUAAUAAUUCAAAGUUAUGAACAAACUGAAGCAGGUAUUAAAACAAACUACUAUGGACCAAAGGAAUUAACAAAAGCACUUAUUCCCCUUCUCCAGCUUUCAAGCUCCCCAAAAGUUGUCAAUGUUUCUUCAUCCAUGGGAAAGUUGGAGGGAAUUCCAGAUGGAUGGCCUAAGGAAGUACUAAGUGAUGUUGAAAACCUUACAGAGGAGAAAAUUGAUGAAGUUUUGAAUCAAUAUCUAAAGGAUUUUAAAGAGGGUUCAUUAGAAAACAAAGGUUGGCCUAUUAGUGAAAUGUCUACAUACAUUAUCUCAAAAAUUGCUCUAAAUGCCUACACAAGAGUUGUGGCUAGAAAGUAUCCAUCAAUAUGCAUCAAUGCGGUUUGUCCUGGCUUUGUGAAAACGGAUCUAAACUACAAUAUAGGUUAUCUAACACCUGAUGAAGGCGCUGAAUCGAUCGUGAGGUUGGCAUUGUUACCUAUUGGUGGUCCAUCUGGUCUCUUUUUCAUUAGAAAGGAAGAGAAACCAUUUUGAUCAAGGAUUAUAUACAGCGAAUCAUGGGCUGAAAGCGAUCACACUGUAUUUAAAAUUUCUACUUGUUAGGCGCUUGAGAGAAUAAAAAGUUUGCUUUGUUGUGUAGCUAGUUAAUAGCGUUUAAAAACGCGAUUAAUUUAGUUGAAUAGAUGAUUGUAACAUAAUAUCACUAUGAAAUAUAAGUGACGCUUGCAAUGAUGCAAGAUCUAAAA
Trifolium pratense (red clover) is the source of this 1572-nucleotide messenger RNA. Its product is annotated as (+)-neomenthol dehydrogenase-like. Lineage: Eukaryota; Viridiplantae; Streptophyta; Magnoliopsida; Fabales; Fabaceae. Gene Ontology annotation, molecular function: oxidoreductase activity, acting on the CH-OH group of donors, NAD or NADP as acceptor. Gene Ontology annotation, cellular component: membrane. The record is from RefSeq and is a predicted model, not a curated record. Bases 362 to 1360 code for a protein of 332 amino acids. The transcript has 4 exons.